CCCGCGGCUCGCUCGCUCGCUUGCUUGUGCAAACAGCUCUCCUCCUCCUCCGCCGCCUCCGUACAACAACCCGAUAUCCUCCGGCUCGAAGGAAGCGGCGCCGCUGGUGACGGCGAGCGGGAGAGGAUAUGGUUCACCUGCCGCACCUGGGGAAGCUGCGGCGGGAGGUCAAGGAGGAGGCGCUCGACGCCGACGAUCCCGCCGCCGCAGCGGGGGCCGAGGCGUCGCCGUUCCACAAGAGGUCCCGCCUCACGCAGCAGCAGCAGCAGCAAUGGAGCACGGGUGGUGCUAGUGUGUCCAAUCAGCAGCAGCCGUCACAGCAUGAUUUCCUUGAGGAGCCUAGCCCACUCGGCCUGCGGCUUAAGAAGAGCCCCUCUCUGGUGGAUUUGAUCCAGAUGAAGCUUGUGCAGGCCGGUAAGGCGAAAGAUGCCAGGCAUGGCGGCACUGUUAGUGCCUCAGAGAAAUUGAAAGCUUCUAAUUUCCCUGGUUCUGUACUAAGAAUCGGAUCUUGGGAGUGGGUAUCAAGAUACGAAGGAGAUUUGGUCGUGAAAUGUUAUUUUGCAAAGCACAAACUCGUGUGGGAAGUGCUGGAUGGUGGUCUCAAGAGCAAAAUUGAGAUACAGUGGUCUGAUAUCUGUGCACUUAAGCUGGUUUGUCCAGAAACUGAACCUGGAACCUUGGAGAUUGCAUUGUCUAGGCAACCACUUUUCUUCAGAGAAACCAACCCUCAGCCAAGGAAGCACACUUUGUGGCAGGCAGCCUCUGAUUUUACCUCUGGACAGGCAAGCAUGCACAGGAGGCACUUUCUUCAGUGUGCCCCGGGAAUGAUGAAUAGACACAUGGAGAAACUUGUUCACUGUGACCCACGUCUGCUGUCGCUAAGCCAGAAAAAUGACAUCACUUUGGAGAAUCCUUACUUUGAAUCAAGGUGUUCUCUAUUUGAAGAUCCAGAUGAUGUGAAGUGCCAGGAUUUUGAUCCUAAUGGACUUGAUGAUGAUCAGUUAGGACCCCAAAGAUUUAGAGAACUUUUAGCGCACCAUUCUGCACCCACUAGUCUGGAUGUGGAAGGAAGACAGGAAGCUGGAGCAUCAGAUAGCUUGCCUCGACAUUUCUCGAAUUCAGUUACUGGCAGUGAAAUGAUUAAACAAGACGGGGCUUCUGGUAUGUGCGAGCCACAAACAAGCAUCCUUAGCUGGAACGGUUUUAAGUUGCCUGGGAUCCGGCGAUCCAUGUCCAAGAGUGAGAUAGCAAACCACAUCUACAGACAGAUGUAUUCAGGGAACCUGCCUACAGCUCAUGGUGGUGCUGGCACAUCGGGUAAACUUGUGUUAGAUGACAUCACCAGGUACCUACUGAGUGACUCUCAGAUCAUCAACGGUGGCCAUGACUCAGCGGGUGAACUAGCAUUUGAUGAGGUGACUCGACAACUUCUGAAUGAUUCCCAAAUCACAGCCUCCGCCGAUGAGAGGAUGCUCAUGUCAAGGGUCAAUUCUCUGUGUUCAUUGAUCUACAGAGAUUCAGGUGAAAGCCAGGUAAAUGCUGGUGUUCAUGGUGAUAAUGAGAUGUAUGAGAGAAAGCCCCAACCUUACGCGCCUUCGGUUGGAGCAGAAGAGGGCAGUGGCUCAUUGCCUCCAAGGCAAGAACCAUUUGGGGAUCUCCUUACCCAUCUGCCGCGCAUCUCAUCAUUUCCACAUUUCUUGUGAGUUUUGAUCUCAGGGAGGCAAAUGUGCAGUGGCUAGUGGCCAGUGGGACAUGUAGGUUGAUUAACUCCUGUGCGUAGGGAUUUUUUUUUGCCAGGAAGCAACAUGACCCCUUCUUUCUUGUAUGUACAUAGAGAUAGGAUAAUUGUAGGUAAGCUCUUUUGGCUGCAUAGACCAAUACGUCUGCCUGUGAUCCAUGCCAUGUAGUUGAUUAAAGAAGUCUGCGAUCGUGAAAAUGGUUAAUGCCGAAAAUUUCUCUUA
Lolium perenne is the source of this 1961-nucleotide messenger RNA. RefSeq lists its product as uncharacterized. The record is from RefSeq and is a predicted model, not a curated record. NCBI's taxonomy places the organism in Eukaryota, Viridiplantae, Streptophyta, Magnoliopsida, Poales, Poaceae.